CCUCAAAGAGACCCGAGUAGCCACAACUACAUUUGAAACAUCUUUCCAGUCAUUCACAACCGGAGCAACUUUCGGCGGCAACCAUGGGCGGGCGGGCCGAUCUGCAUUGCUGAUCACUCGCUCGAUGAUGAGUAGCUGAAGCCUUUCAUCCCUAAACAUCAGGUUUAAUUCCCAACCUGUUCUUUAUAGUUCCUCCAGUUUGGUUGUUUCGUUGGUCCAAAGAAAAAAUGGGUAUAGACGCUAAAAGGAAAUCAGGGUAUAUUAAUUCCAUGUUGAACGACGAUUUACUUGCCCAAAUCCUUAACAAGGUCGACCAGGAAGAAGGUAGAAAAUCAUUCUCCGAGGUGUGCAAGCAAUGGUUAACAGUUGAGCGUCUAAGCCGAACAUCACUUCGGGUUUGCCGACCCAUGUUCCCAUUGGAGCUACUGACUAAGUUCCCAAACUUGGUCGAUUUCAGAACAACACGGGAGCUUACCAAAAAAAGAAAAAGGCGAAAUAAACAAGCAUGGUUUUAUCCACCGACUGACACCCGACUCGAAUUCAUUGCCAAAACAUGUCCCAAACUCGAGACCUACAUGGCGAGCUUUUAUGAAACUAGACAUGUCCAAAGUGAUGGUCAUUUGGGGACGGAAGGUCUACGAGCUUUGGCCAUUGGGUGUCCUAAAUUGUCCAGACUUAUGUUUCAGGGUAGCAAGGUUGUAGGGAAUGCUGGAGUUGAUGCGCUUUUUCAAUCAGCACAUAACUUGAAGUCUUUGCAUUUGGAUGUUAACUCUCUCAUCUCUGAUCAUGCAUUUAGAGCAAUUGGGUCGUCUUCCAUAAGCACGUUGGAGUUAACAUACUGUCCGAAUGUUACUGAUGUCGGAUUGGGAUUCCUGGCAAAUGGAUCUAUCUCUAGAACCCUCAGGAAAUUGGUCCUUGAGCGUUGCCGUGGAAUCACUGAUACUGGGAUCCAGCUUUUGGUCAACUUGCGUAGCUUAGAGCACCUCGAAUUGACCGGCUUCAACCAAGUGACUGAUAUUGGAGGUGUGGCAAUCUCAACAAUUCAAACCCUCAGGGAAUUGAAAUUGAGUGCCAUUUGGAAGUUGUCAGACCGUACAUUUUUUGCUCUUGCUGAGAAUUGCCGCAACUUGGAAGUACUUGUUUUGCAUCAUACAGGGUUGAAUGCACCUGUAACCAGAGCUAGCAUUCAUCCAUUUUCAAGACAUAAAUGCUUGAAAUACCUUGCAUUGCAUGGUUUCAGCAACUUAGAUAAGUCUGAUCUGGAAAUAGUGCUUGGAUGCCCCUCAUUGGAGUCUCUGGUGUUAGACAAGUCGUUAAUUGGUACUUUCGGAUUGAUGCAUGGGAACAGCGUUGGAAGAGUGGUCAAAUUUGAAUCCAUUCAUAAUCCCCUUCUCCAUUUCAUCCCCACUGUGUGGUAAAGCGUCCCUCCGUCUUAUUUUGUGAAGUCGAAUUUCAAAUGUGUUUUGUCGGUCAUAUGCUUUUGAUUACAUUGGAUGAUGUCAAGGAAUGAUCUUUCUGUUUGUUUCUGUAUGAAAUGGAACAUCUUCUAUGUGUAUCAUGUAUUUGAAAGCUGUUGCUAAUGAGUGAGAGUUUGUUAUUAUAUUAAUAUGGCUGCUUGGUAAAUGUUUGAUGUUAUCAUAUAUUCUGUAUUUUCAUUUUCUGUAUCCCUUCCAUAAAGGGCUAGUUUUGUUUAGUUAAUAGUCUGUGAAACUUGUGUUCCUCAGUUGUUGAUUAAGUGAAUUCCCAUUGUUUUCUUAAGUAGAAGUUCCAGAUUAUUUUUUUUGGAGGGUUUGCCAAUGCAGCUUUAACAUAUCUGAACGACUUUUGUUGGAGAUUUGUUGUGAAAGACUUUUAUUGUUUUU
Molecule: messenger RNA, 1862 nt
Organism: Fragaria vesca subsp. vesca
Lineage: Eukaryota; Viridiplantae; Streptophyta; Magnoliopsida; Rosales; Rosaceae
Product: F-box/LRR-repeat protein 4-like
Exons: 2
Coding region: 228-1418 (396 amino acids)
Biological process (GO): SCF-dependent proteasomal ubiquitin-dependent protein catabolic process
Cellular component (GO): SCF ubiquitin ligase complex
Molecular function (GO): protein binding
Source: RefSeq, a predicted model, not a curated record